This is a messenger RNA of Echinostoma caproni, 1086 nucleotides long. The record is from the annotation of a GenBank genome assembly. Lineage: Eukaryota; Metazoa; Platyhelminthes; Trematoda; Plagiorchiida; Echinostomatidae.
AUGCUUGCGAUAACGGAAGAUAAUUUGAUAACUCCUGUUCCCAGUUCUUCGCAAGUCGUCUUCGAUGAAGAAAAACUGUUGAUCUAUCGGGAACUUUAUUAUGAUGGAUUUAGUUCAAUUAUCGCUGCUAGAGAUCUGACUACUGGGGCAGCUGUUGCAGUAAAAAAAAUCGAGUUCCGUUUUCUCAAACCAGCCCCUUUUCCGCUAGAGAACCUGAAAGAGCGUUAUGCGCGAAAGAUUAACCAGCAAGCGGCAAAAAUACGCGCUCUGACACCAAAUUCCGUGGUCAAGAUGAUGGAGUUUGCCAUCGAAUCAAAUCGUGUCACCAUUAUGACAGAAAUGUGCAUGUUUGGUGAUCUGUUCAACUGGAUGCUUCAACAGCCCCAAUUACGUAUCCGGGACAUAUGUUUGGUUGUGCAAAACAUUUUCCAGGCACUUCGAUUUUUACACUCACAGAACUACGUACACGGUGCCCUGUCUCCCACAACUAUCCUGUUCCAAUCCAUGUCACCCCAAUCGGUGACAAUUAUGCCGGAUUGUAGUGUUCGGUCUGAAGUUCUUCAGCUGGUUCGAAUAGAACCGCCAAUUAUGGACUGUUUCUCCCCGGAACAGUUAAAAGCAAUCGUAUCCGAACAACAGGCGGCCAAUUCAUUCGUGCCAACCGAAGCCUCGGAUGUAUGGAGUGUGGGGAUUAUUGCACACAUUGCAUUCACCGGUAAAGCACCAUUUAGGGGGACAAAUGCCUCGGAACUACUGGCAACGAUCGAGCGCGCCGAUGGGAAGACGAGUAACAAAAUAUUCUCAACUCUAAGCAGCCUGAUCCAGAAACAAAUUCACAAUGCUCUCUCCGUGGAUCCGGGAUCACGGACGACGGCGGACGAAGGAUCAGAGGUGUUCUGGUUUGAUGAUGAGCAUACGAAAAAUGAUAACCGGAAUAUUCUGUUAACCAUAGAAUACGAACUGUUGAACACAUGCAGACGUUAUCGGAAUCAAGGUAGACAAGUUUUCGAACGUGUAUUUCGGCAUGCCACAACUACAGUCAGUCAGAAACUUGCCACACAUUGCAAUAUUUUACCGGAAAGCUAG